This is a messenger RNA of Psammomys obesus (fat sand rat), 543 nucleotides long. RefSeq names its product proteasome assembly chaperone 4 (gene Psmg4). The transcript is spliced from 3 exons. The coding region runs from base 102 to 473 and encodes 123 amino acids. NCBI's taxonomy places the organism in Eukaryota, Metazoa, Chordata, Mammalia, Rodentia, Muridae. The record is from RefSeq and is a predicted model, not a curated record. Gene Ontology annotation, biological process: proteasome assembly.
UCUGAAAGUGAAAGAGCGUUCGGCUUCUCGGCGCUCGCUCUCUCUGGUCUGGCCGCCCGCUCCAGGCUGGUUUCUGUUCUGCGGUCCCGGUGGGCGGCGGGAUGGAAGAGCCCCGGGCCGCCGCGGGCGCGGACGUGUCGCUUCACAACUUCAGUGCAAGGCUGUGGGAGCAGCUCGUCCACUUCCAUGUCAUGCGGCUGACGGACUCGCUCUUCCUGUGGGUGGGGGCAACGCCGCAUCUACGCAACCUCGCAGUGGCCAUGUGCAGCCGCUACGACUCCAUCCCUGUGUGCACCUCUCUUUUUGGAGAUACUUCUGACACGACCUCAUCUGGCCUUGCCCAGCGCUUAGCCAGGAAGACCAGCAAACAGGUGUUUGUCAGCUACAACCUCCCCAACACAGACAGUAACUUCACGUUACUCGUAGAAAACAGGAUCAAGGAAGAAAUGGAGAUGUUUCCAGAAAAGUUCUGAGCAGCAGGAGGAAGAGUUUGUAACCUUUGUAUAAAUUACGUUGCAUUAAACAGGUUGGGUUUUGUCCUCA